Messenger RNA from Xyrauchen texanus (razorback sucker), 1679 nucleotides. Its product is annotated as transcriptional repressor scratch 1-like. The transcript is spliced from 2 exons. Gene Ontology annotation, molecular function: DNA-binding transcription factor activity, RNA polymerase II-specific; RNA polymerase II cis-regulatory region sequence-specific DNA binding. The record is from RefSeq and is a predicted model, not a curated record. Bases 358 to 1308 code for a protein of 316 amino acids. Gene Ontology annotation, biological process: regulation of DNA-templated transcription. Lineage: Eukaryota; Metazoa; Chordata; Actinopteri; Cypriniformes; Catostomidae.
UCUCUUCCUCCUCUCAGCCGCCUCCACUGCAGGCAAGGAGCUAUCCAGUGCUGAACAAGUGAUUUUUUUUCUUUCUUUUUUCAGAGGCGUAAGCGUGUGUGUGUGUGUGUGUGUGUACAGUAGCAAGCACACACACAGUAUUUUAUCAUCAGACAUUUCUCUCUCCUCCUCUUCGUUUCCUUUUUCUACAUUCACUCUUUUUCUUUCUGGGACGUAGAACAUCUUUUUUUUAAAUAAUUUCGUUUGGGACAGCUAAAAUAUUUUCUCCAGGAUUUUUUUUACCUCUUGGCUUUCUGUCUGCGGCCGAUGUGAGGGAUUUCUGGUGCGUCUGUGUGUGUGUGUGCGACCGUGUGAAUCAUGCCACGUUCAUUUCUGGUGAAGAAAAUCAAACUGGAUGAUUUUUCCUCAUCUCCUGUGACAACAUCUAAUCAUCAUCACCAUCAUGAUCUCGAUGACUCCUUUACACGCUCUCGUUCCAAUCCCGCGACGAACCUGGGUGUCCGGCUCUGCGAAAAUGGCUACAUCAAGGAUUACAACAGUUCCUCUGCAUACAAGGGGGAGAAUCAGGCUGACAUGAAGCUGGGCUCUGGGUUGUCAGAUCCGUUGUACUCCCCCGUCAGCAGUGGAGGAGGUGAGUACUGCCAACCUGACCUGGAGCAUCCUGACAGCCCUCAGUCCGGUCUCAUGGCCCGUGGAUACUUCAGCAGUGAGAGCGAAUCUCUGUCUGAGGGUUACACCAUGGAUGCAUUCUUCAUAUCAGAUGGCCGCUCGAGGAGGAAGGGAGAGGUUGCAGAAGCAAGGAAAGAUACCACAGAAGAGAAGGCACCAGAAGGCCCCAACGAGGGCCCCAGACACACAUGCAACGAGUGUGGAAAGACCUAUGCCACAUCCUCCAACCUGAGCAGACACAAGCAAACUCACCGCAGCAUCGACAGCAAGAUGGCACGCAAGUGUCCCACCUGCAACAAGGUUUAUGUGUCCAUGCCAGCUCUUGCCAUGCAUAUCCUCACACAUGACCUCAAGCACAAAUGUCAUGUGUGCAGUAAAGCUUUCAGUCGACCGUGGCUGCUGCAAGGGCACAUGCGAUCACAUACGGGGGAAAAACCCUUCGCUUGUGCCCAUUGCGGGAAAGCCUUCGCAGACCGAUCCAACCUACGAGCGCACAUGCAGACACAUUCGGCCUUCAAGCACUACCGCUGCAAACGCUGCAAUAAAACAUUCGCGCUGAAGUCCUACCUGAACAAGCAUUAUGAGUCUGCCUGCUUCAAAGGCUCUGGAGAUGAGGACGAGUCUGGUUCUGAGAAUUAAGGACACCAGAUGCAAAAAAAGAUGAAGAGAAAGAUGAAGAAGAGAUCUUUGUUAACACUUAAAAAUCCCUCAACCCCUUCACUAACCACUUCACAGUCAACCCACUCUCCCUUUUUAAGAAAGCAAUAUUUUCCACCAAGAAACAAACAAACCCAAUCAUAUGAAGACAAUAAUGAAUAGAUGCUGGAUUUUUUUCUUUGGUUAAAAAAGACACUCUUGUACAGACACUUAAAAUUAUGAGGCCUGGCAUGCAAUUUUUUAUUAACAUAAUACUAUUAAUAAUAAUAAUAAUAAUAAUAAUAAUAAUAAUAAUAAUAAUAAUACUCAUAUUUAGAUUCCUGAUGUUUUAUAGCAAAUCAUAAAAAAUACAU